This is a messenger RNA of Trachemys scripta elegans, 892 nucleotides long. RefSeq names its product nucleolar protein interacting with the FHA domain of MKI67 (gene NIFK). Gene Ontology annotation, molecular function: RNA binding. NCBI's taxonomy places the organism in Eukaryota, Metazoa, Chordata, Testudines, Emydidae. The coding region runs from base 54 to 872 and encodes 272 amino acids. The transcript is spliced from 6 exons. The record is from RefSeq and is a predicted model, not a curated record. Gene Ontology annotation, cellular component: nucleolus. Gene Ontology annotation, biological process: maturation of LSU-rRNA from tricistronic rRNA transcript (SSU-rRNA, 5.8S rRNA, LSU-rRNA).
AGUGGCCGGGCUCGCUCCUGGAGUCGGCGGCGUGGUCAGUGCGAGAGAGCGGUAUGGCGGCGGUGGGGGAAGCGGUUGGGGCCCCGGCCUCGCUCCUCUCCCUGGACCCGCAGCUGCAGCGCGAGUUCCAGGACAAGGUGCUGCACGUCCGCUCCGGCAGGGGGACCAAGCAUGAGAAGCUGACUCCUGGUGUAAUUUAUUUAGGGCAUAUCCCUAGGGGCCUUUAUGAGCCACAAAUCCAGGAGUACUUCAGCCAGUUUGGAACAGUCACCAGACUUCGGCUUUCAAGAAGUAAAAAGACUGGAGACAGCAAAGGCUAUGGAUUUGUAGAGUUUGAAUCAGAUGAAGUUGCAAAGAUUGUUGCCGAUACCAUGAACAACUACCUGUUCUGUGAAAGACUCCUAAAGUGUGAAUUUAUGCCGCCUGAAAAGGUCCAUGAAAACCUCUUCAGAGGCAGUGAGAAGACAUUUAGGAAGCCAUCACACCCGGCAGUCAAGCGAUAUAACAAGAAACGAACACCGCAAGAAAAGACAAGGAUGACAGAGAGACUACUAAAAAAUGAGAAACGGUUACGAAAGAGGCUGGCUGAGAAGGGAAUAGAUUAUGACUUCCCUGGAUUUGCUGCACAGAUGGCUCAAAAGAAAAAAAAUGUUUCAAAUUCAAACUCGAACCUGAACAUAUCUGUGAACAGCCAGGACCCCACCCCAGUGUGUACGCCCACGGCACUUGAGCGUCGGAAAUCGCAACCAGCAGAAGGUGAUGAAGAUGAAAUAACCAUCAAACUGCCUCCAACAAGUGUAAAGAGCACUGCUCAAAAGACCAAAAAGACAAUGAAGCUGCAGAAAAAAAUUCACCCAAAGAAACGGAAAUAAACAAAGAUGAAGCCUCUGUA